AUGAAGGCUUACUGGUACGACAAUGCGCCUGUGAGUAUAUCGUCGCAUCGCAUCUACACCAAAGAAACGCAAUCAACCCCGCAACCCCUCUACAGCGACCCAACCAUCCAGAAGACCGCGAUAACUAACCAACAGCAACAGGGCGACCAGCGCGAAGACCACGACUCCGGCCGCCCCGUCACCGAAUCCCAGCUCCAAUCCAUCGGCGUAAUCUACCAUCACUUCCCCCAACUCUCCUCCGUCGACGCUCUAGCCUCUGAACGCGGCUACAAAAACCGCGACGAAAUCACCGUCUCGCCCGAAAAAAUGGGUAGCAUAUACGAAGAGAAAGUGAAAUCCUUCUUUUCGGAGCAUUUGCACGAAGAUGAAGAGAUUCGAUAUAUCCUGGAUGGAGAUGGGUUCUUUGAUGUGCGGAGUGAGGGCGAUGAGUGGAUUAGGAUUCGGUUGGAGAAGGAUGAUUUAUUGAUUUUGCCGGCGGGKAUUUAUCAUCGGUUUACGACUGAUGCGAAGAAUUAUAUCAAGGCUAUGCGUCUGUUCCAGGACGAGCCGAAAUGGACUCCUCUGAACCGCGGACCGGAUGUGGAUGUUAACCCUCAUCGUCAGUCGUACUUGAAGCAGACUGCUGUUGCUUAG
This is a messenger RNA of Talaromyces amestolkiae, 633 nucleotides long. RefSeq lists its product as uncharacterized. Bases 1 to 633 code for a protein of 210 amino acids. Gene Ontology annotation, molecular function: acireductone dioxygenase [iron(II)-requiring] activity. Lineage: Eukaryota; Fungi; Ascomycota; Eurotiomycetes; Eurotiales; Trichocomaceae. The transcript has 2 exons. The record is from RefSeq and is a predicted model, not a curated record.